UCAAAUCUCUCCUCUCCCAGUUCCGUCACGAUCUGCUCGCUCGCUCUCUCUCUCUGUUUCACUCGCCGACGAUGAAGGGCCGAGGAGGCAGUGCCAAAAUCUCUACCAAGUGGAUCCCAUUUUUCUGCGUCUCUUUCUUCGUUCUCGGACUUCUCUUCUCCAACAGAAUAUUGGUACUACCCGAAUCCAACGGCCAGCUCAUGUCCCAGCGGCGACGUGAGCAAGAGCUACAAAUCGUAUCCGAGGAUUGCAACACCAAGAGUAAGUAUUCGCCUGACAAUGAUUUAAUGGAGGAAGUUCACCAAACCCACAAAGCAAUUCAGCUUGACAGAUUGCUAGACAAGACAGUUUCCACGCUUCAAAAGGAGCUUCCGGCAAGUCGGAGUUCUCAGGACAUGUAUCGCUUGGAAGGCACGGUUUUGUCUCGUGAGGGGCCACCCAGGCAGAAAGUCUUUGUAGUUAUUGGAAUUAACACUGCUUUUAGUAGUAGGAAGAGGCGUGACUCUGUAAGGGAGACUUGGAUGCCUCAAGGGGAAAAGCUUCUCCAACUCGAGCGUGAGAAGGGGAUUGUUAUCCGUUUCAUGAUUGGCCACAGUGCAACUUCAAACAGCAUUUUGGAUAAGGCUAUUGAUUCUGAAGAUGCUCAGCACAAGGACUUUCUUAGACUGGAGCAUGUUGAGGGAUACCAUGAAUUGUCUGCAAAAACAAAAACUUUCUUCUCCACUGCAGUUGAAAAAUGGGAUGCUGAUUUCUAUGUCAAAGUGGAUGAUGAUGUUCAUGUAAAUCUGGGAAUGCUAGCUGCUACUCUUUCCCAUCACCGUUCAAAGCCAAGGGUUUACAUUGGGUGCAUGAAAUCUGGACCUGUUCUUUCCCUAAAGAACGUCAAGUAUCAUGAACCAGAGUAUUGGAAAUUUGGUGAGGAGGGGAACAAAUACUUCCGACAUGCAACUGGCCAGAUAUAUGCGAUCUCAAAGGAUCUUGCCACUUACAUCUCCAUCAACCAGCCCAUAUUGCACAAAUAUGCUAAUGAAGAUGUGUCGCUUGGUUCUUGGUUUAUUGGCCUUGAGGUUGAGCACAUCGAUGACCGCAAUAUGUGCUGUGGGACUCCUCCAGAUUGUGAGUGGAAGGCACAGGCUGGUAAUGUAUGUGUUGCAUCAUUUGAUUGGAGCUGUAGUGGAAUCUGCAAGUCAGUAGAGAAGAUCAAAUAUGUCCAUGAAAGAUGUGGGGAAGGUGAUGGAGCUGUUUGGAGUGCUCUGUUUUAAGAAUUAAUUCGGACGAUACUAGUGGCUAGAAAACGGUAGCAAAGCUAAUCAUUUUCUGUUAACAAGAAAGUGAGGUGGUUUUAUCUUCUUUCACUUAAUAUCUUACACUCCACCAUCUCAAAUUGCGAGUGCAAGGCGCAGACUCGUAAUGUAUGUGUUGUAUCGUUUGAUUAGAGCUGUAGUGGAAUCUGCAAGUCGGUAGAGAAGAUCAAUAUGUCCGUGAAAGAUGUGGGGAAAUUGAUGGAGCUGUUUGGAGUGCUCUGUUUUAAGAAUUAACUGGGACGGUGUUCGUGGCUAGAGAACGGUAGAGAAGCUAAUCAUAUUCUGUCAACAAGAAAGUGAGGUGAUUGAAGAUUGAGAUUGAGGCAGAAUUGACCAUAGAUAUGAUACAGGUCAAAUAUGUUGCCUCUAUAACUUGCACUGCUGUGACUACAUGGUGGCUGCUUAUACCGACUGAUAGCCGGUGACUACAUGGUGGCUGCUCAUAUGGACUGACAGUUGGGAGUCACUUUUUGGAGGUCUCAAACAUUAUUCUAUUACGAAUAAGAUAUUUACACUUCUUUGUUGUAACUUUAAUCUCCGAAUAGGAGUUGAAUGUAGUUUCAGAUAUAGGCACUGAUCACAACUCUUCGCAUGCAGAUGCUGUUGUAAGUGUAAUCUGUAAGAACUGGUGGUGGCUUCUUUGAAUUAGUCAUACUUAUUAAGUUAUUUAUAGCUGUUUUGACACUUGAAUCCAUAGUAAAGGAUCGCCUUAUCUUUAUGUGGAA
Molecule: messenger RNA, 2029 nt
Organism: Tripterygium wilfordii
Lineage: Eukaryota; Viridiplantae; Streptophyta; Magnoliopsida; Celastrales; Celastraceae
Product: beta-1,3-galactosyltransferase 7-like
Exons: 10
Coding region: 72-1262 (396 amino acids)
Cellular component (GO): Golgi membrane
Molecular function (GO): beta-1,3-galactosyltransferase activity
Source: RefSeq, a predicted model, not a curated record